Raphanus sativus (radish) is the source of this 755-nucleotide messenger RNA. RefSeq names its product dual specificity protein phosphatase 1B. Gene Ontology annotation, cellular component: cytoplasm. Gene Ontology annotation, molecular function: protein tyrosine/threonine phosphatase activity; MAP kinase tyrosine/serine/threonine phosphatase activity. The coding region runs from base 53 to 574 and encodes 173 amino acids. The transcript has 4 exons. The record is from RefSeq and is a predicted model, not a curated record. Lineage: Eukaryota; Viridiplantae; Streptophyta; Magnoliopsida; Brassicales; Brassicaceae. Gene Ontology annotation, biological process: protein dephosphorylation; negative regulation of MAPK cascade.
UAUAUUCUCUGGGUGUUGGUGGAAAGUAAGACAUCCAAGUGGAGUCGAGAGGAUGGAGAAAGUGGUAGAUCUCUUCGGAGUGGGAGAAGCCAAUACACAGAAGCUACUGGAAGGAGGCAACGAUCUCAGCCAAAUCCAACAGGGACUGUUCAUAGGCUCAGUAGCUGAAGCAAACAACAAGGAUUUGCUCAAAGCCUCCAACGUCACUCAUGUCUUAACCAUAGCUGUUGCCUUGUCCCCUCCGUACCCUGACGACUUUGUCUAUAAAGUCAUCGAAGUCGUGGACAGAUCAGAGACAGAUUUGACUGUGUAUUUCGAUGAGUGUUAUGGAUUCAUCGACCAAGCUAUUCAAUCUGGAGGUGGUGUUUUGGUUCAUUGCUUCAUGGGGAUCUCAAGGAGUGUGACUAUAGUUGUGGCUUAUUUGAUGAGAAAGCAUGGUAUGGGUUUCUCUAAAGCUAUGGAGCUCGUUAAGAGUAGACGUCCCCAAGCAUUGCCUAACUUUGGUUUCGUUUCUCAGCUUCAGCAAUUUGAAAAUUCCAUCAAAGUACAUGAUGCGGAUUCUUUCUUCAACUGAUAAGAAGAUAGUGUCAUGAACUCCCAAGAGAUUAUGAAGAAGUCUCAUGACCCCCAUGAUGACCAAAUAAAAAUCUCAUUGUUUCGUGAUUUGAAUGAUUUUUCUUGUGAACUAUUAUUGAUGGUGAGCUAUUUGCCAUGUCCAUUUGCCGAGUGAAAUAAAUAAAAACGCAGAUACUACA